AUGGAUAAUUCAUCAAUCCUAUGCUUCUUCGUCGUACUUCUCAUUUCGUUUUCAAAUGCUCAAAGAGAAGUUGAGGAUGAGAGUGAAUUCAGCUACGAGAGGAACAAAGAGAACGGGCCACAUAAAUGGGGGAACCUGAAACCAGAAUGGAAAAUGUGUGGAAAAGGAGAGAUGCAAUCUCCGAUCGAUCUUAUGGACGAAAGAGUUAGAGUUGUUUCUCAUCUUGGAAGGCUUACUAGAAACUACAAACCUUCCAAUGCCACUCUCAAAAAUAGAGGCCAUGACAUGAUGCUAAGAUUUAAAGAAGGACCAGGAAGUAUUAAGAUCAACGGUACUGAAUAUCAACUCCUACAGCUGCAUUGGCAUUCUCCCUCUGAACACACGAUCAACGGAAAAAGGUUUGCUCUGGAGCUGCAUAUGGUUCACGAAAGCAUUACCGGAAGAAUGGCUGUAGUCACAGUGCUCUACAAUAUCGGAAGGCCCGACUCCUUUCUUAGUUUGUUGGAAAGUAAAUUGUUGGUGAUUACAGAUCAAAAUGAAGCGGAGAAAAAUAUAGGAAUGAUUGAUCCAAAGAAGAUUGAGAUUGGGAGCAGAGAAUAUUAUAGAUAUAUUGGAUCACUUACCACUCCUCCUUGUACGCAAAAUGUUACUUGGACCAUCGUUAAAAAGGUAAGGACUGUGACGAAAAACCAAGUGAGCCUACUUCGAGUGGCUGUUCACGAUGAUUCAAAUACAAAUGCGAGGCCUAUUCAACCUACAAAUAAGCGCAUGGUGAAAUUAUACAGACCAAAAUCUUCCUGA
Molecule: messenger RNA, 801 nt
Organism: Thlaspi arvense
Lineage: Eukaryota; Viridiplantae; Streptophyta; Magnoliopsida; Brassicales; Brassicaceae
Source: the annotation of a GenBank genome assembly